Molecule: messenger RNA, 847 nt
Organism: Aureococcus anophagefferens
Lineage: Eukaryota; Pelagophyceae; Pelagomonadales; Pelagomonadaceae
Gene: LHC30
Product: putative plastid light harvesting protein isoform 30
Exons: 1
Coding region: 1-783 (260 amino acids)
Biological process (GO): response to light stimulus; photosynthesis, light harvesting in photosystem I
Cellular component (GO): membrane
Source: RefSeq, a predicted model, not a curated record
AUGGCCUCGAAACUCGCGCUCGCCCUCUGCCUCUCCGGCGCGGCCGCCUACGUGGCGCCCGUGACGCGGUCGUCGUCCAGCGCCCUCAACGGCGGCAAGGAGGACCUCCUCGCCCUCGCCGACAGCCUCCCGGGCCCGGGCACGUCCUUCUGGGAUCCCCUGGGCCUCGCGGACCAGGACUACGCCCUCGGCAACGUCGACGCCACGGUGGGCAACGACGCCACGGUGGCCUUCCUGCGCCACGCGGAGAUCAAGCACGGCCGCGUCGCCAUGGCCGCGUUCCUCGGCUUCAUCGCGCAGUCGACGCCGCUCGUCGCGGGCGAGCACACGUUCGCGCCGUACCGGGGCUACGUGGCCAACGUGUCGCCCCAGGAGCAGUGGGCGAACAUCCCCCUCCUGGGCAAGCUCCAGAUCUUCAUCGCCAUCGGCAUGCUCGAGUCCUACGGCGAGGGCGCGGGCGACGACUCCUACGUGCACUACAUGAAGGGCGGCGUGCCGGGCUACUACCCCGAGAUCCGCGGCAAGAACAACGGCCAGCUCGUGCUCAACCUCUACGACCCCUUCAACUUCGGCAUGCGCGACCGGUCCGCGGAGAAGCGCGCGCGCGGCCUCAAGUCGGAGAUCCUCAACGGCCGCGCGGCCAUGUUCGGCAUCUUCGGCUUCAUCGCCGAGUCCAAGGUCCCGGGCUCCGUGCCCCUCCUCUCGUCCAUCCCGACCUUCCCCCACUCCGACAUCAACACCAUGAUCCCCUUCUCCGGCGACUUCACGCUCCUCCCGCAAUAGGCGACGGUCGUCGACGCGAGGGCCCGCGGCCGCCGCUCCGGCCGGCGCCGUCGACGCGCGACGC